Bipolaris maydis ATCC 48331 is the source of this 411-nucleotide messenger RNA. The record is from RefSeq and is a predicted model, not a curated record. NCBI's taxonomy places the organism in Eukaryota, Fungi, Ascomycota, Dothideomycetes, Pleosporales, Pleosporaceae.
AUGGAGUCGAUCGUUGAGAUAAGCGAAUCCACCGAGAUCACAAGUUUAGUGUUGAAUCUGAAGGACGAUGUAAUACGGCGAUUCGCAGGAGGUGUCGUUAUUCCCUCCGGCAGAUCUCAUGUGACUUUCAACAUCGACGAGCACAAGGAUAUUACCACACAUAUGAUGCAAAGAUAUGGCAAGGAUACAUAUUCACAUGCUUUCGGUGCUGUCUUCGGGCCCGGUACCACUGUUCUUCGUGGUCCAUAUUCUUAUGCGAUCGUGGUUGUCGCAUCACUUGAGGGGGCCAUGUAUAAGGUCAAUGAACAAGACCCAAAAUCCUGCAACCUAAUACAUGCUCAGCGAGUUGAAUGUACUAUCCAGGUAGCAUCUGGGCAGCUCAUGGCUAUGGUGUUCGCUUGGAGGUCGUAG